Aspergillus tanneri is the source of this 867-nucleotide messenger RNA. RefSeq names its product NAD(P)-dependent oxidoreductase. The record is from RefSeq and is a predicted model, not a curated record. Bases 1 to 867 code for a protein of 288 amino acids. The transcript has a single exon. Gene Ontology annotation, molecular function: oxidoreductase activity, acting on the CH-OH group of donors, NAD or NADP as acceptor; NADP binding. Lineage: Eukaryota; Fungi; Ascomycota; Eurotiomycetes; Eurotiales; Aspergillaceae.
AUGGCGAAAUCAGUCAGUAUCCUCGGCCUCGGUGCCAUGGGCACAGCACUUGCUUCGCAAUACCUAUCACACAACUACAAAACCACAGUGUGGAACCGCUCUCCGGAAAAAGCCAGACCCCUCGUUGACAAAGGCGCCAGCCACGCAUCAAGCAUCCCCGAUGCCCUCCUCAACGACCUCAUCAUCAUCUGUCUUGUUGAUAACCCCUCUGUGACACAAACUCUUACCCCGGCAUUAUCAUCUCUGACUGGUAAAACCAUCGUCAAUCUCACCAACGGCACUCCGAACCAAGCUCGUGAAAUAUCCUCCCUGGUUACAUCCCACGGCGCACGAUAUAUUCAUGGUGGAAUCAUGGCUGUCCCUGCUAUGGUUGGCACCCCGCAUGCUGUACUUCUGUACAGUGGUGAAUCUGAGGAGACUUUCAACACUAUCCAGGGUGAUUUGACCCUCCUCGGAGCGCCUAAGUAUCUCGGGGCUGAUGCCGGGUCGGCCUCGUUACAUGAUCUCGCACUUUUGUCGGGGAUGUAUGGUCUUUUCUCUGGAUUUUUCCAUGCAUCCGGCUUGGUGAAGUCCAAGGGAACAUCAGUGUCUGGGUUCCUGGACCUAUUGAAGCCAUGGCUAGGCGCGAUGACCGCAUAUCUGGGUAUAUUGGCCAAGCAGAUUGACGAGGGAAAGUAUGAGACGGAGGGGUCGAAUUUGGCGAUGCAGUUAGUGGCUAUCCAGAAUAUUGUGGCAGCUGGCGAGGAACAGGGUGUUUCGUCCGAUUUGAUUUUUCCAAUCCGAGGCCUCAUAGAGAGGGCAGUGGCAGAUGGACAGGGUAAAGCUGAUCUGUCAGCGUUGAUUGAGUACAUGGGUGGGAAAAAUUAG